AUGGAGAAUUUUUUCUUUCCUCUGAAAAGUGUUACUGACUCAUGGCUGAGCUCCAGCACCACCCCAUGGGUGAUGGAUGUCAUCCUAGGCAUCCUGUGUGGGCUGGGGCUCUUCCUCUUGUUAUGUGCCUUCUUCCCUAGCAAUCCACCGGGACCACUUCCCCAAAGAAAGACAAAUGCCAGGAAGUCACUGGGGGACAAGCAGGAAACUGCCACCACACAACCCUUUUGGAUCACAAAAGACAAACAGCAGCAGCUCUCUCGGUCUCUGAAGCAAUAUCCCAUGGGCUCAGAGGAUCCUUUACAGCAGAAAUGCAGCCAGCUGUAUUGGGGCCUCCCCUCGCUGCAUAGUGAGUCCUUGGUGGCAACUGCCUGGGUCUCUAGUAAACCUGCCCCGUGCAGCUCUAAUUCGGUUAAAUUCAACAGACCAUCUUCUACAAUUUCGGUACAAAUUGUGGCUGAUAUUCCUUCUCAGCUUCCCCAGGGCCAGCCUUUGCCUCAUGCUGCUCCUCUUCCCCAACCUGUGCCUCAAAACUUGUCUCCACCUGGGGCUCAGUUCAAGUCCCAGGACUCUCUCCCCAGUUCUGUCCCAACCCUACCAUGCUCUUCUCACACUAAGAACUGUAGAACAUCUCAGCCUGCAACCCAGAAACGGGCACGCUUUUUGAUCGUCACUGGAGAGCAACAGCAGGAACAGUCCUUGCAGAAUCCACAAAAAUGGAAGUCUGUAAACACUGAACUCAGAAAACCUCAGGCAUCGUUUGGCCAAGCCACUCCGAGCCUUUCCCAGGACAGCGGGGCCUCUGAGACCCACCAGUCAGUCCCUACCCUUCUUGGGGAUUCCAUCAGCCCUGAGGUCCAAGGACAGCAACAGAGACAUACUCAACAGAGACUUAUCAAGUUCAGAUACCCUGAGAGGCCUCCCUGGGAAUUUCAGGAACAGAUGCAGCCUCAGGGCAAAUUCCCAGAGGAGUAUCCAUCUAGGACAAGGGACAGGGCUGAGCACUCCCAGCCCUCUCUGGUCAUGGGUAAAAGCAGCAAGGUUGUGAGGAAGGUGAGGGGACGGCCCUAUAUAAGAUUCUGUGAGGUCCCAGCAGAGGUCAAGCGAGAGAAGAGCCCAGACGAGGACCCAGGGCAAAAUCUGAAGAGGAGCCCAGGAGAUCUACCCAGAGGUUCAAGACUCUCAUCUCAGGAAGUUCUGCAGGAUGCUCAGGGGGAGACAGAAAGGCCCACCACGAGGCUCUGGAAGUGUGAUUCAGACAAUUUCCAUCUCAGCAGCCCAGAUGAGAAUCAUUUCCAGAAAACACUGAAAGCCCCUGGGCAAUAA
This is a messenger RNA of Tupaia belangeri chinensis (Chinese tree shrew), 1326 nucleotides long. Its product is annotated as spermatogenesis-associated protein 31E1-like. NCBI's taxonomy places the organism in Eukaryota, Metazoa, Chordata, Mammalia, Scandentia, Tupaiidae. The record is from RefSeq and is a predicted model, not a curated record.